Molecule: messenger RNA, 3474 nt
Organism: Closterium sp. Yama58-4
Lineage: Eukaryota; Viridiplantae; Streptophyta; Zygnematophyceae; Desmidiales; Closteriaceae
Source: the annotation of a GenBank genome assembly
AUGAUAAUGCCCGCACCCUCGCUUUGGGCGGCUCAUUCUUCCUCUCCCCCCUUAUUCUUCAUCUUUCCCGCCCACUACUACCUCCCCCCAGGCAUCACCAGUGUGAGCCCCAAGCGAAUCAUCGCAGCCAUCCGUUGCUCCAUCCGGCUCGAGGCGCCGCUGACAGCUGGCGGCGUGCCGUUGGUCGAGGAGGCGUUCGUGCGCCAGCUGGCGGCGGUGGCCAACGGCAAGAUGGCUCUCAACCGCGAGCGCACGGAGCGGUUCCGAACAAGGUUCAUGGAGGAGUGCAGCUGCUCCCUCCUGUCCCAUCCGCCACCCCAACAAUCCCAACCGCAGCCCACACCACUCCACCCAGCACACACCCCAGUCACAACGCCCAGGUCUCAUCUUAGAAAUGCGGCACGGCGCAGCGCAAAAGGCCAGCGAGAGGCGGCGAAUGGCCACGUGACGCAGAGGCAAGACUGCCAGCUGGCACAGCAGCAAGGGAGCCAGCUGUCGCCACGCCAGCUGGCGCAGCGCCAGGUGGCAGUGCUGCGGAGAGUAGGGGAGGUGGAGAGACGGGUGGUGGGGCUGCUGGGGAGGAGGGCGGUGGAGCAGGGCGGUUGUGAGGCGCUACAAGGUGGUGUUGCAGCGGUGCUGCAAGGUGGUGUUGCAACGGUGACCUUUGAGUCGACUCAAAAGGUGCCAGGAUCAUUAUCAGCAGCAGCAGCAGUACUGUCAGUGGUGGCAGGUGCAGGCAUGGUGCCAUUGAAGGACGUGGCAGGUGGUUGCUGCAGCAGUGCAUGGGAUCUGCCCACACGACCACAAGAAUCAAAAGAUUCGGCUCACGAGUUGGAUGGAUUCUCUCUGCCAGGAAGCAAGGCACAACGUGGGCAGCUGCACGGGCAGGUGGUAAAGGUUCUGGGGCUGCCCGAGGGCAGCCUUUUGCGGUGGGGCCAUUCAGCUGUGACGGUUGCUGCUUCACGGGCAGUUGUGGGAGCUGUAGGCGCAGGAGGGGCUGGUGCAACAGGAGGAGGUUCAGUAGUUGCAAAGACGUCCGAAGCAGAGGAAACAAGAGGAGAGGCUGCAGGAACAGCAGUGGUGGUGUUUGGGGGGUUCGGAGGAAGCGGAGUGCAUGGUAGGCGCGGGGACGUGGUUGUGGUGACGGUGAGAGGGAGAGCUGCCCUUGCUGAUGUGUUCUCCCUCAAUCUGCGCACCAUGACGUGGCGCCACGUGGCAGCACCAGAAGCACUGUCUGCAGAGGAUAAAGCAGCAACUGCUGCUACGGCUACUGCUCCUGUUACAACCGUUGCACCAGAAGCAACUACUGCUACAGCUGCUGCAGACGCUACUGCUGCUACAGCUGCUGCAGAUGCUACUGCUGUUACAGCUGCCACAUGUGUACCGGUGGCAAGGUAUCGCCAUGCAGCAGCAGCACUCGGGUCAUCAAUCUUUGUCUUCGGAGGCACAUCCCAUCCCCACGCCCUGCCGCUCACCUCCCUUCAGGUCUUUUCCGCCCAGUGUUUUUCCUGGCUGCCCGACCCAGUUGUUUCCGGGCAGAUACCUGCCCCUCGCCAUUCGCACGCCAUGGCGACGGUCGGUAACCGGGUGUAUCUUUUUGGAGGCCGAGACACCCAGAGGGUAUUUUCCGAUCUCUACUUUUUUGAGGUUGUGGGCAGCGAUUCAGCUAAUGGGGGCUGGGAGGCGCCUCAAAACCCUCAAGAGGAACUCUCAGCAAGCAGCAGCAACAGUAGUGGUACGGAAGGUAGCAGGCUGCAUGUUCGGUGGACCAAGGUUUGGGAUUCUGCCCCGGUCUUGAUCCCUGAACGGUUCUCACACUCUCUCACCACGUAUGGGCAGCACCUUCUGAUUUUUGGGGGCUGCCCGCACUCAAGGGCAGGCCCGGAAAUCAUUCUUGUGAACAGCGCAUUCCAUGAGGUGUCUCGAAUUCCUGUCGCUCUCCCUCCUGCUGCUCUGCCCGUGCGCCACACUGCCAGUGUGGUGAGUGGGCCCUUGGUGACAGGGGGUUUUGCAGUGGGGGGUGCUACUGUAGGGGACAGGCUGCUGGUGCUGGGCGGUGGUGCUGCGUGCUUUGCGUUUGGAUCGGUCUUUAGCCCUCCUUUUGUGAUUUCUCUGAAAGGGAUUCUUCAAGGAAAGAUUGGACAUUCCAACCAACAGCAGCAGGGGCAGCAACAGCAGCAGCAGGAGGGGGAACAACAGAAGCAACUGGAGCAGGAUCAGGAGCACGGGCGCCAGUCGCAAGAAGGAUUGGGGUGGGUGUUGCUGGUUCCACGGAGGGAGGGGAAGCAGUGGAAGGAUGCGCUACAGACACGUGGCGUUCUAGACAAGACACGCAAGCCAGCCACUGUGAACCCAGAUGCCAAUCCCGAGGUAUCACUUGGCAGUGCUGGUAGGUCAGGUGUGGCUGGUGACGGUGGUGAGUUGCUGCUGGCGCUGCCUGUGAGCGAGUCUGCUGUGAGCACCGUUGCUGCCAUGGAUGGUGGGUGCAUGGCACCACCGACCGUGCCAGUAUCAGCAGCGGGGAUGACAGCGACAGCAUUGAAUCCAGCAGCAUCACAGUCAGCAGCAGCCGUGCUCACAAAGCUGAGCCUGUCUCCGUCCCCUGCUCGCCCUCUCACUCCCUUUCAACGCCUCCACCACGCCAUCCAGGAUCUCCUUCAUCUCAAGUCAAAGCAACUCCAUUCUUCAGAGGACAAUCAAACCACUGCUACUCACUCAUUUCUUCUCUCUCAGCUGCCGGCCCGCUGGGAGAGGCUUGGAGACAUGGUGGUGCUGCCAGCCGAUGCCAUGUUAGGGGAGGCCUGGGACAGGCUCGGGCUGGAGCUCUGGAAAGUUGUUGCCGAGGCUCUUGGGGCGGCAAGAGUGGCCCGGCAGGCUCCUGUGGCACCCACAUUGACUAGAGACAGCCAGCUGCACCUGCUGCUGGGGUACUCGUCCUGGGUGGAGCGCCGGGAGAAUGGCAUCACGUACACCUUCGACGCUGCAAAGUGCAUGUUCUCCUCGGGGAAUGGCACUGAGAAGCAGCGCAUGGCCGCACUCAGGCUUCACGACUGGGAAGUGGUGGUAGAUCUUUUUGCUGGGAUUGGGUAUUUCACGAUCCCGCUGCUUGUUCAUGCCCGUGCCCGCCACGUGUUUGCCUGUGAGUGGAACCCUGCGGCUGUCCAUGGCCUCCGGUUCAGUCUUGCAGCCAAUCAGGUUUUGCCUGAUCGCUACACUGUGCUGGAGGGGGAUAACAGGGUGGUUGCUCCAGUGGGGGUUGCUGAUCGGGUGCUGUUGGGCUUGAUCCCCUCGAGCAAGGACAGCUGGAGGACUGCGAUUCGCUGCCUGAAGCCAAGGGAAGGGGGUGUUGCUCAUGUUCAUGGUAAUGUUGUUGAUGUGGAGGAGCAGCAGUGGACUGAUCAUGUUGUGGGGGAGUUAAGAGAAGAGAAGAGGGGAGAAGCUGGGAAGUUAAGGCAGUGCAUUUGGAACGGGUGA